Molecule: messenger RNA, 1199 nt
Organism: Xiphias gladius (swordfish)
Lineage: Eukaryota; Metazoa; Chordata; Actinopteri; Istiophoriformes; Xiphiidae
Gene: cbx3a
Product: chromobox homolog 3a (HP1 gamma homolog, Drosophila)
Exons: 5
Coding region: 147-671 (174 amino acids)
Biological process (GO): negative regulation of transcription by RNA polymerase II; chromatin organization
Cellular component (GO): nucleus; pericentric heterochromatin
Molecular function (GO): chromatin binding
Source: RefSeq, a predicted model, not a curated record
UCCAGGCUCCCGUAGAAAACCAAAGAUUAUAACUGAGCUUUUGGCGCUCGUCCUGCGGCUCUGCAGACAAGAGAUAAAGAGGUGGCUGACCGCGUGGUAAGAAGGCAUCACUGAAGCGAUUCCUGUUGUUUUUUUAGGAGCACAUCAUGGGCAAGAAGCAGAAUACCAAGGGAAAGAAGGAUGCACAGGAGACACAGGAGGAACCGGAAGAAUUUGUUGUGGAAAAAGUACUGGACCAGCGUAUAGUCAAUGGGAAAGUAGAAUUCUACUUGAAGUGGAAAGGAUUUACAGAUGCUGACAAUACCUGGGAGCCAGAGGAGAACCUGGAUUGUCCGGAGCUGAUUUCAGCGUUUUUGGAGUCGCAGAAGAACGUUGCAGAGAAGCCUGCUCCCGUUAAGAGGAAGGCCUCAACAGAUGAGCCAGAGACGGAAGCAAAAAAGAAAGAUGUGGCUGAGAAACCGCGUGGCUUUGCUAGAAACCUUGACCCAGAACGGAUCAUUGGUGCAACAGACAGUAGCGGAGAGUUGAUGUUCUUAAUGAAAUGGAAAGACUCAGACGAAGCGGAUUUGGUCCCAGCACGUGAGGCGAACACUCGCUGCCCUCAGGUGGUCAUUUCCUUCUACGAGGAGAGACUGACAUGGCAUUCCUGUCCGGAGGAUGAAGCUCAGUAGUACUUUCUUAUGAUCCCUGCAGUCCUUUGCACCAACUACAUCCUUUUCCUCAGGACUGAUUUUUUUUCUUCUCUGGUUUGCCUUCUAGUUUUAGCUAUCUUAGUUAUUUUUGAAGAUGUUUCAAGACUUGAAUUGUAUGGCAGUCGAGGAGAGCUAUGUUGUUGUACAUAUUAGCUGAAUUGAUUGUGAGAAAACAGGUGAUGGUGUUUUGAUGUAUAAUGAAAGAAGUCUUCCGGUGUCAUUUUAUGAUUUAUCUGAUGGCAGUUUAGAAACCAUACUUUAAUAGCACCCACCACUGCCUAUAUUCAUACCCGGUCAAAUUUUGUAAAAGGCUACUUUGUUUUGUUAAACUGUCAACCACCUCUUGUAUUACCAUCUCAAUCUCAUGUAAGAUACAGAUUUUUUUUUUGUUUUGUUUUGUUUUGUUCACACUAGCGCUGAUGUUUUUUUUCUAAAAGUGCAUUUUGUAUACUUUGUCUGUAAAUAUUAUUUGAAGUUCUAAUAAAGGUUUUAUGUGACCAAAUUCCA